CAUGGGGGAGAAUCGUGGGAUCAUGGACUCUCUCGGUGAAUUGGAAAAUAAGAAUAAGGGAGAGCAUGACAAAAUCCACAUGGAGGAGAAGCCAUUUAAAUAUCCGGGACAUGGGAAUUUCAGUCAGAGCUCCCACUCCACUCCCCAUCUAAUAAAUCUCUUGGGGAAGAAACUCUAUCAGUAUUCGGAAUGUGAAAAGAACCUCUGUCGAAAAUCCAACCUCUCUUCCAAUGAAAGAAAUCACAGCGGGGAGAAACCAUAUUCCUGCUUGGAAUGUGGAAAGAGCUUCAUUCAGAGGGCCAAUCUCACUUCCCAUCAAAGAAUUCAUACAGGGGAGAAACCAUACCUGUGCACGGAAUGUGGAAAGAGCUUCGCCUGGAAGAAAAGUCUCACUUCCCAUGAAAUAAUACAUACGGGGAAGAAACUAUAUCCGUGCUUUGAAUGCGGAAAGAGCUUCAGUCAUAGCAUCACCCUCACAGUCCAUCAGAGAAUCCAUACUGGUGAGAAACCAUAUGAGUGCUUGGAGUGUGGAAAGAGCUUCCGUCAAAGGGCUGCUCUGGCUUCCCACCAAAUAACUCACAGCGGGGAGAAACCAUAUCAGUGCAUGGAAUGCGGAAAGAGUUUCGGUCGGAAGGAUAGUCUCACUUCCCAUCAAAUAAUUCACACAGGGAAGAAGCCAUAUCAGUGCUUAGAGUGUGGAAAGAGCUUCAGUCGAAAGAAUGUUCUCAGUUGUCAUGAAAGAAUUCACACAGGGGAGAAACCAUAUCAGUGCUUGGAAUGUGGAAAAAGCUUCCCUCAGAGCGCCAGUCUCAUGUACCAUCAGAGAAUCCAUACAGGGGAGAAACAAUAUCAGUGCACAAAAUGUGAGAAGAACUUCAUUAAUAUGGCCUCUCUCACUUCCCAUCAGAUAACUCACAGCGGGGAAAAAUUAUAUCUGUGCACAGAAUGUGGAAAGAGCUUUCGUUGGAAGAAAAGUCUCAUGUCCCAUCAAAGAAUCCAUAAAGGGGAGAAACCAUAUCUGUGUGUUGAAUGUGGAAAGAGCUUCAGUCAGAGGACCAGUCUCAUAAUCCAUCAAAGAAUUCAUACAGGGGAGAAACCAUAUCAGUGCUUCGAAUGUGGGAAGAGCUUUAGUCGGAAGGAUAGCCUUACUUCCCAUCAAAGAAUUCACACUGGGGAUAAACCAUUUAUAUGCUUGGAAUGUGGAAACAGCUUCAAUUCUAAGAGGAGUCUCACUUCCCAUCAAAGAAUCCAUAUGGUGGAGAAACCGUAG
This is a messenger RNA of Podarcis muralis (Common wall lizard), 1270 nucleotides long. The record is from RefSeq and is a predicted model, not a curated record. NCBI's taxonomy places the organism in Eukaryota, Metazoa, Chordata, Lepidosauria, Squamata, Lacertidae.